AUGAGAUGGCGUCAUGAGAAUCAAAGGGAGAAUGGUUCAUUGUCUCAUCCGUCAGAUGCAAAAACUUGGAAACACUUUGAUGAAACAUGGCAUGACUUUGCUCGAGAUCCUCAAAAUGUUAGAUUAGGCUUGUGCUCAGAUGGCUUUGCUCCAUUUGACAAAACAAGCAAGCUUUAUUCUUGUUGGUUUGUGAUUAUUACUCCAUAUAAUUUGCCACCUUAG
Molecule: messenger RNA, 222 nt
Organism: Lathyrus sativus (Indian pea)
Lineage: Eukaryota; Viridiplantae; Streptophyta; Magnoliopsida; Fabales; Fabaceae
Source: the annotation of a GenBank genome assembly